GCCACCUGAGAGAGAAACUUGCUGUCUUUCCAACGCAAACUUCUGAUUUGGGAGACAGUCUUCAGCUCCACAUGCAAAAGAAUAGGUCCACCUCCUCUAUCUGUCUGACAAGAAAGGUAAUAAAGAGUUACAGAAAAGACUGAAGAUCUGCCUCAGAAAGGCAGAACCUGCUCUUAAAAGAAGGGGAGAGGACUGGACUGAAACAACAGAAAUUUAAAGCCAAGAAGAAGGAAAGUGGGGUUUAUCUCUGCUCCCCAAACUUGGAGAAGAGAAGAGCAAUAAAAGGAGAGAAGAGAGGAGGGUGUCAUGGGUCAAGGUUUAUCCAGGAACAGCAGCAAUCCUCCUCCGCAGGUGAUUCUGGUGGGUCUGGACUCAUCUGGGAAGUCGACCCUGCUGGCCCGACUGCUGACAGGACAGGUGAUGGACACAUCGCCCACAGUGGGGUUCAAUGUAGGAACCCUGGAACUGAACAAGAACACUGCCCUGACAGUCUGGGAUGUGGGAGGCCAAAAAAGCAUGAGACCCAACUGGAGGUACUACCUGGAGGGCUGUAGGGCUCUAGUGUUUAUGGUGGACAGCAGUGAUGCUGUCCGGAUGCCAGAGGCCCAGAAGGCUCUGAAGAAGAUUCUGAGUGAUGAGAACUUGAAGGGCAUUCCUCUCAUGGUUCUGGCCAACAAGAAGGACCUGCCCAACUCCAUGACCAUACGAGAGAGCGCUGAUCAGACGUGGUCCAGACAGAACAGCACCAGAACAAACCUUCAUGAAGAACCUCACCCCGCCUCCGGCCUGCUGGUCCACACAGAGCGCUGA
Lampris incognitus (smalleye Pacific opah) is the source of this 810-nucleotide messenger RNA. RefSeq names its product ADP-ribosylation factor-like 11 (gene arl11). The record is from RefSeq and is a predicted model, not a curated record. Gene Ontology annotation, cellular component: cytoplasm. Gene Ontology annotation, biological process: vesicle-mediated transport; intracellular protein transport. Gene Ontology annotation, molecular function: GTP binding; GTPase activity. The transcript has 5 exons. NCBI's taxonomy places the organism in Eukaryota, Metazoa, Chordata, Actinopteri, Lampriformes, Lampridae. Bases 307 to 810 code for a protein of 167 amino acids.